Liolophura sinensis is the source of this 1800-nucleotide messenger RNA. RefSeq lists its product as uncharacterized. Lineage: Eukaryota; Metazoa; Mollusca; Polyplacophora; Chitonida; Chitonidae. Bases 109 to 1800 code for a protein of 563 amino acids. Gene Ontology annotation, molecular function: acyltransferase activity, transferring groups other than amino-acyl groups. The transcript is spliced from 5 exons. The record is from RefSeq and is a predicted model, not a curated record.
ACACAGUGUGGAACGGACCUUCCAGUUUUGACGUCAAAUUGUCCUCGAACAUUACACAUUUAUUUUUUCUUCUGUUGAUCACAAAGGAUCAGGUCAAAAGUUGAAAACAUGGCGAACUUAGGAGAAGUAACUUACAGAUUCUCUACAGAGACGGAUUAUGACGCCAUCCGGAACAUCGACACGGGAUUGGGCUCGCAAAUGGAAUACAUCAUAGAGAAAUACACCAGCUUUUUAAAGAAACCAAGCUUCUUUGGGGCUGUAGCAGAGUUGAACGGCGAAGUGAUUGCCUUUGGAGCAGUCACUCUUCAGAUGGAAGGCACCAAGCUGUACUGCAGAUCCGGGCGAGUGAAGGAACGUUUCCGAAAUAACGGAAUAUACGGACAGAUAGGGGCGUUUUUCCGGAGGGCUGUAAGAACAUCCGGCUAUCCGGAUAUCAAGGUUGAGGAGUUCACAACUCACGACACUAAUCCGUCCCUGCAUAAGCUACAGCGAAGUCCGGAUUAUCGCCAGGUUUUUGAACGGCCAUUCUUGACCUUUGAGCUGACUCCAAAAUCACAGGCCAUUAUCAAAAAUACUGAACAUCGCCCUGAGAAUGUGCGCGAGAUUGGACUUGAAGGACUCAAAACUAUACUUGAAAACAAAUCCCUGCGUCAGUCGCUUUUCCCUGUAAGGGUGUUUGUAGGUUUCGUCACAUUUGAACCGGUGCUGAGUGAGCUGGAACUGAUUGCUGAUUACCAUCCGUACAUAGUAGCCUCCCUUGGGGAGCGCGAGACGGAUGUGUUGCAAAUGACGAUUGGUGUUGCUGUAACAACCAAGUGUUACGUGAUUCAGUGGAUUGUGCCCUCUGAUAGUGACGUCACACGCGUUGCUCGGGGAUUCGGUGAAAACUUAAACACACAGCUAAGGCGCAUGCGCGAGAUGAACAGUGGCGGGUGGUGCAUGAUUGUAUGUGAUAGACCUUACAAACACGUAGUAGAGAAAACUGCAGACAUGUAUGGAUUCGUAACAGUGGAGCCUUGGUCUGAAUGCUUUGUGGGGUUUGUAGCUUUCGGUGGAGCCUACGUCCAUCACAGCGGAGAAAAGAUCAUCACCAAAGGUGGAAGAGUCAAGGACAAAUGGAGAGGCAAAGGGAUUUACGGUCGCCUGCAGGCACGGCUCCAGGCGGAAGUGACGUCAGUGUACCCUAAUGUUAAAACAAGGGAGUUUUUCACAGGUUCUCAAAACCCAGCCAUUCAGAAUCUGAUCUACAACAAGAAAUACAAAGAGAUCUUCCGUCAGGCGAUUGUUCUAUUUCGACCCGGAAGCGAAUUGAAACAUCCCAACGCCACUGCUACUGAUAUAGGUGUGCAUGGACUGGCCGAGAUUCUCAAGGAUCCGAGCAGGCGCACCAGCAUAUUUCCGGACAAAAUUUUCGUUGUCUGGGAGAUGUACGACCCGGAUGUGAAUGAGAUUGAGGACAUCGUAAAAAUACGUCCAUGUGUGCUGCUUUCUACAAUUCGCAGUAUCGAUAUAGUCACUGUUGGUGGGUAUUACGAAUCUGCCAAUGGUGGCUUGAUAUACGUAAUGCAAUGUCACGCACCGUACGAUGCUGACGUCACAGGCGUGAUAGAGGCCCUGUUGGCUCACAUUCCACAUCAUGUGACUAUUGCCACCAGUUGUCUGGCCAAUCAGUGUACCUUGGUUUUCGUUUGUCCGCACAUACAUCGCCAAGCUCUUCAGCAAGCUGCACUUGAUUUGGGACUGGAGAAAAUUCCAUUUUUCGAAGAUACGUUAAUUGGAUACUCUUGUGAUUUAAACUAA